AGCUAUGAUAUAAUAAUAGUCAAAACCAUAAUUAAAUUUUUAACGUCUUCAAAUGACACAUGAUUUAUAAAAUAUUAAGAAUAAUGAACCGAUAUGUAACACAAGAAAUAAGUUAUUUUUUGGUGAGAGCAAAUCUUUGCGCUUAAUAUUUCCUUCAUCAAUUAUUAAAUACAUUAUUUCAUUCUGUAAAAUUCCUAUCUGGAUACAUGUAAUAUCAACUUUAUAACAAAACGAGAACGGAAGAGACAUUCGUAUUGGUUUCUAGGUAGAUGAAUAGAUCAUCUACAAAAAAGACAUCUCGACCACACGGACGCGUCUUUCUUUCUCUCUUGCGGUCGGUUAUUCAUGUAGGUCAGUGCGGUGUUGGUUGGUGUCGCAGUUGCAGCGCGCGGCGCGGGUGCAACGGGGUGCGGCGACGGCGCAGGGCGCAGGAACGGCGGUCGACGGCGGUGACACGACGGUCGGACGGGUGGAAGGGAAGGGGGGGAGGGGGACCAACCCAACGCUCUCUUUUGGGAGUCGUGCAAUCGGGACCGAUCGAGAAUGCUCGCGACCGCUGGCUGCUGCCGCGCGAGAAGAAGCGCGAGAGGGUGAUGGCGAGUGGCGAUGGUGUAGUGCUGCUGGGCGAUGGUGGUGACGACCGCGGACUGUUUUUCUACCGAUGGCUCUGUCCGAGGUGCAUAAUCUCGCCGCGAUUAUCGGCAGCAGCAGCAAUACUUUCGCCGUUGGCAAGGUGAGAUUUUGUGGCAGCCCCUCUCGCGUUUUUUUUUCCGUCUCUUUCCCAACGUAUCCGUAUCCCCGAAAGAUCUCGGUGGCUUUCUCUCGACUUGACGCAAAGGCACGAACGGUUUAUUGAGUUUAUUCCGUCUAGCUGCACCGGCCAGUUUACACUCUCUACACUCUCGAAAUGACAUAAAAUAACGAGAACGAGCGUGGUGUCAAUAUGCUGGAGGUGCCACGGAAGAUUCACUCUAGGGACGGUGUGCACGGCGUGGAAUACAGUCAUUGGGGCUAUGACUUAACGGGCUACGGCACGAAGAGAAACAUGAAUAUCGAAGACGAGGAUAGUCAAGAUUUAAACAACCCCAUGGUUAAUGACUUAGUAUCGAAGAUACUCGACGAGGACUCUAUUAUUGAUGCUUGUCACAACAACAGUUACAGCAGCGGAGGUGCUCCUUAUCAAACGUUAGACUUUGCCAGUUCCUGUGUCAACCAGAUCGCAGACAGUUCAGACACUUACCUGACCGAUGUCGACCACCUGGUCACUCGUUACCCUCUGUCCAGCAAGCUGCAUAAUUUUUAUAACAAUGCCAAGAGUAGCGAGUACCACCAUUCCAACAAUCUCUGCAACGAUCUGAAAACGUUGAAUUUCGGCACAUGUCUGCGACAGUCUGUGGAUCAGGGUAAUGUGUGUGGCAACAACAUUGUUGCGCCGAGCGCGUACUCAUCCUCCGAUCUGCGAUCAUCGCAUGUCGUGCAACACACCUCGAACGAUGGCAGCAUGUACACGACGAGCGGUACCAGCAACGUGCCGAUGUGCAACGACCUGCUGACGACCACGUGCGGGGCGAGUUAUGGUAAACAGGCAAGUGGCAACUGGACGGCGGAACCCCUGCUGACCGCCACGAUGCCGGGAGGAUGCCGGACCGAGCUGACCGGAAAUUACUCGCGCAUCUCGAGUUGCGCUAAACCGGAUCUCAAUUUCAACGUGGCCGCGUUAACCCCCCUGGCACUGGAUUCACCGAAUUCCGUUGCCAUUGGCGAGCUCAGCGAAUAUCACAACAACAGUAUGAGGCAGAGCGUGUCGUCGAACUCGUACGGUAACACCAUGGUCAACGCCAUGCACGAUAUGUACGGCGUUACCGGUAAUCCUAGUCAGGGUCCUGGCCCAUACAGGCCUAACUCGGCGAUGACCGACCUGAGCGUCGACUCCGGCUUCUUGUCGAACUCGCCACUGCAGCACUUCUCGCCCGCUUGCGAGACGGCUCUGCACACGGCCUGCUUCGGGAGCGGCAUGCAGCGCAACGGCAUCGGCGAUCACUACAAAGAUAUUCACGAUACCCACGGCAGAUUGAAUAUGGGUAUCGGGAUACCCAACGAGCAGAUUCAAUUCCUGCAAUCGCAGGCUCGUAGCUACAAAUUGGAUCAAUCUGUGGACCAAGAUUAUAAAAACCUGAUCGACUAUUAUCCUCCCGGUACAAACAACUUUGUCACGUCCUCGGCGAGCAACCUGGACACGAACGAGAACGUUUGCUACCCUGGUGACUGUAGAAUGGACAACAGUCUGCUGAAGAUGAUAAAUCCGAAGUCCAAGUCCAUCGAGACGACCAAGACGUACUCGCCGAUAGGAUUCCCGAAGAAUCUGAGCUCGCGCAACUUGUACGCCCAGCCUAUCGCCAAAUACGGCUGUCACAAUUAUCAACAGUACACUGCCAACAGUGGCGACACCCUCAAGAUACUGCAGCAACAAAAUUCCACGUACUAUCACAACGAUUUGAAGCCUAAGGUCAACACGACGGCAACGUACAAGCUCGAUGGAUUCGACCUGACCAAGGACAUUGCGUUCCCUGCAAGCGGUCACUUGACCGACCGCAUCGCGGGAUCCGCCUUGGACAAGGAUGCCUUCAAUCAGAUUUUGAAACAACGACAUCAUAUAUCGAAAUUACAGAGCAUUCCAGCUGGAAUCCCACCGCCCGAUAUUAUUUUCAAUUCUGGGAUGAUAUCGGGUACGAAUACCGUGAGAUCGGGAGCAGCAUUUCCGUCGGUGAUGCCGGUUCCCGUUCCGGUACCGGUUCAUCCCGUGCCACGGCUGUUCUCUGCGCUCUACGGUGGAAACUUGAGCUUUCGAAACGGUCCGGCCAGAAAGACAGGCCCCUCGAGCAUUCUGCACUUCAAUCUCGAGCAAACGUAUGAACAGUUCAAACAGUUGGAGAAGGAGCGCAAGAAAUGCGAGGCCGGACUGGCCGCGCAUUUCCCGGGGAAACGGGUAACCAGCGCGAACAACAUCCCUAUCCCACGCCUUCAGGGAAAUCCGUCAAGGGUGGAUCGUUUGAUUAUCGACUACUUGAGGGAACAUGCUCGUGUUAUCACGUUGAUAGCGAAGAUGGAACGCUUACGCGGGACCCAGAUGAACCAACGCGUGCACAAAGCUAUGGAAUAUUGGCUGGAAAGUAUCAAGUACGUUCAGGAAUGUCGCAAGCAGGAGAUUGCAAACGCUAUCAAGCGUCAGAAAGAGAAUCCGCAUUGCAUCUUGGCAUACGACGACAAUGAUAUUCUGACUUUGGCUGGAAGCGUCUAUGAAUUGACGAAGGCGUCGCGAUAUGCAAGGACCGGUAUGUACAAUGCGCUUCAAGCUACACUACUUUAUGACUUGGAGAUAGAGAAGAAAGUCGUUGAGACUUCUAAGGAUCCGGUGUUAGAGGCAAAGGUCUACAGCGAAAGUCAAACGAAAGACGGAACCAACGAUUACACAAGCAAUACUUAGCAAACUUGCGCUGAAUCUACUUGGUAUCGCUCAUCUUAAAGUACUAAAUCGAGAGAGUCCAGCAGCUUUUUACUUACGUACGUGUAUUACGUUUUUGAAAAGCUUUUGCUGGUAUUUACGAUUAAUUUUAAACUGUUGAAACAAAAUGCCGCCCAUUAAAUUCAAAAACUUUCACUCGCGAUACACGAGAUAACAUACAUACGAAUGUAUUAAAGCGUGUAAAACGGACAUUUGGGAAAAAAAAACGCGUGCGACUUUUUACAGGUUAUUAAUAACUCCAUAGUUUUCUACCGUACGUAUUUUAAUGCUUAACGACAGUGUGUAACCGACUUAGCUUUUCGAGAACACCGAUUUAGAUACGAGAGAGUUUCGCCUGAACUGCCUAUCCUUUAUCGGUUUAUCUUUGUCGCGUGUCAAACAAAAAAAAAAUCGCUUCUUUCCUCGGCGCUCGAAAUGGAAAUAAACCGAGAGCAGUGUCGAUCGUGUUUGAACCGGUGGUGAAGCAGCCGCUAGCUUUGAAAUCGUCGACGACUCCGAUUAACUCCGACAACAAGAACGAGAUUGCUCAGAUGUAUUACAUCCUUUAGAGAUAUGAUAUAGAAGAAGUCGUUCUUUGUACAAUUACUCGUUUAUAUACGUAUCCUAAGUUUAAACGAGAUAUAGAUAGGCAGAGAACGCCGAUGUACUCGUUCAAAAAUGUUCGGCAGUAACUCGUUAGAUUAGCUCAAUGUGGCCUUCCUUGAAUGUGUGACCCAUAAUGUGGUAGUAGAUGUUCCAGGAUUUGAAUAUUUCGCGAAGUGUAAGUGUGCGACGUUUAAUCGCAUGCAACACGAGCUUAUAUAUGUAUUCAGCUUUUAUAUAUAUUGUAUAUGUAAAAGCUGCAAUAUAUAUAUGUAUAUUAAAAUGUUGUUUACAUAUUAGUACUAAUGUCAGACUUUUCACUAUACUGAUAUCGCUCCGGAUGUAUUCUCACUUUACGAAUUUUACGAAUACAAAAAAAGAGAUACAUAUACGACACGCACAUACGCGAAGUAAUCGUCUACGUUGCAUCUACAGGUAUACGCACAAUGACAUCGAAUUACACCCGCACAAUAAAAAAAAAUUUUGCACAGUACAUACAUACGUAAUGUAUAUGUAUAUGUGUGUAUACACGUGUAAUAUACACAUAUACAUAAUGUUUAUUUUAUGUCAUUGCUGUGUGUGUUGCUGUUCCUGCUUCAUAACUCACUCUUAUUGUUAUUUUUGUAUCAGACGUAACACACAUCUCUGUGAGCGGAGCGACAAACAUAUCGCGAUAAAAUUGCGAACAAUCGGGUAACUCGUAACAGAUGCUAAUUAGUACCUAAAGUUUCUAUUGUCUGGCAUUUAAUUGUAUGAAAGAAUAACCGAGGUCAAUCAACUUUCGCGCGUGUGCUUCGAUUUCUCUUUCGUGAUAAUCGUGUUACCGUGAAGAGUCCAUUAUUUCAAAUUGUCUUACAUAUACUCUUCCAGAAUAUGGAUCUAAAAUAGUUUAGAAAAAUUAAGCUCACGUCAUGAAACUACAAUUUUUUUAAGUCAAUCGCACAUUCAUAUGGUUAUCCGAUCUCUAUUUUUCUUUGUGUCGAGAAAAUACGAAAAUUCACGCAUUUGAAAGAAGUACACGCGUGUUUUACGUCCGAAUAAUAAAAUCUAGCGUAAUUUACUGCACAUCGCGCGUAAAAAGCGCGUUAAAAGAAUACAGCAUAGAUAUGUGUUUGACAAUCCCUUUUAAACUGCAUGCGAUAUUAUUGCAAACUUAUGUGCAUGUAUGCACGCAUUCAUACACAAAAAUAUGCAUACAAACGCGUACACGUCUCAAUAUUUUGAAACUAGGAUGACCAAGUAUUGUGGCUGUGAAGUGGACAUGAGGCAAUAUCAUGUGUCCAAUAUGUAAUCAGGAUACCAAAACUAUAUUCGGAUAUGCUCGAUACAUGAAUGGAGAAAAAAUUAAAUUGGCAAAUAUUUCAAGUGUUUGAUUUUAAAUGUAAAAUUGCGUUUUAAAUGAGUUUUAUAAAUAAUUUAUGGUGAGACUUCUUUACUUUUGUUUUUGUUUUAAGCUGUUUAAUUGAUAUUUAUUAAAUUGAUAACAAUUUUGUGACUCAGUUUCGAUUGCUGUUAGUUAGAUUGUUGUGAAAGAAAUUUUAUGUGACGUUUUAAUUUGUUGCAAAUAAUUUAAUAAUUAAGAUAAUCAUUUUUAUUUAUUUUCAAAAUUAUUAAAUUAUUAAAAUUCAAGCUCAGCGAAUUUAUAUCGUUUUUAAUAUAUGUUCAUUAUUGAACUGAGAACUUAAGUAUUCUUCUCUGUACUAUUGAACCUCUAGGAUGGUAUUGGUUAUUCUUGUUUCAAGUAGGGGAUACGAUGUGUUGUAUAUGUAAAUGGCUAUUUUUUGAUCAACGGCAUUUAUAUUUUUAUUAUUUUUAUUAAAUACAAUUAUUUUCAUAAUCAGAAUAAUGUUGCCAUUAACUUUAAUAUUUUCUUUUUUCGUAGAAAAUUUUUUAUAUGCCAAUAGUAUUUUAAAAAUUUAUUGAAUUCUGGAAAAUGUGUCAAACAUGAUCUUAGUUGACAUUCUGAUAGAAGAGAAUGCCAUUAAUUGAAGACACUUCGCGUUGUGUAUGCGUACCUUUGUGUACGUGUGCUCGUUGCAGCAAUGCAGUAUAAGUGCGCCGCGUCCGUAUAUGUAAAUAAAGAAAGCGAUGUCAUAAUAAUAUAGCCGAAAAUAUGGCAGGAACUGACCAAUGUUCGAGGCGCGAGACUGUUAUAAGCUAUGUUACUAUAUACAUAUAUAUAUCAUAAAGAAACGACAUACAUGCAUAAAUAGACCAAACAUUUGUAUAAAUUUUCACUGCGGCAGUGGGUAAAGCUGCAAAUUAAUAGUUUGAGAUCGAGAAAGAGAAAGAAAUAGUUAAUUUCUCUAAUUACUUUUCUAAGAUUGACUCUUAGAAAAAUAAACUAAUUAAUUAGAGAUGCUAAUUACUUCCUGCAAUCUUAAACUAUUAAUUCUUGUCGAUCUAGGAAACAAAAUGCUUGUCUUAUAUGUAUAUAUGUCGUCGUGCAAAACUUAAAAAUGAUGCUUUUGCGGCGACGCACUUCUCGAGCACCCUCGUGAUAACGAUCGAUAUCGUUAUUCGAUAACGUUGUAUCGAAAACUCAUAUCUCUCGUCGUAGAAAAAAAAAUCGCGAAUCUCGUCCGCCAUUAAAUAUCGUGAAAGUAUUUCUCUAAAUGGCUUGUAAGAUUAGUGUUAAAUUGAUGGUAGUUACGGUCGAUACGUACUCGGAGCUAUCAACGCAUAGCUGAUCCGUAGUUAUUUUUCUAGUUAGUUUUUCUGUCCUACUUAAAGAGACUCAUGUCGUGAGACCGCUACUUGCGAUAUGUAUAAUUUGUUACUUGCGACUUUGCGUUUAUAUAGAUUAGCGGUUAUCGAUUUGACGCGCGACCACUUUGCCAUGUCUUGAAGUGGCAGAAGCUUUUGUAGACGAUCAGUAUUUAUAUACGUGGAAAACUAAGAUAUGUUGAUUAAUAUCUAAAGUUUUAAUGAGUUUGUUACUUUUUUUUUUAUCGAGUAAAGUUUGAUUUAAUUCUUUUUUUUUUACACGUUAUGUAAACUUUAUAUAGUUGACUUGUCGUAGUUACUUGAUGUUUUACUCGUUCAAUUGUUCCUAUAUAGAGAGGAUAUAGAGAAAUUCUAUGUACUAAACUAGUAUACUUGGCUAGUCGAGCGUAUGUAGUAUCGAGGUCCUUUCCGACUUACACUGUCUACGUCGUACUCUUUUGUUCUUCCUGAUAGCUAGGUACGCUGCUUUCCGACUCGCCUAUAAAGCGGCUUUAAGCCUCGGAUAAAGUAAAGCUGUAAAAUCGCAGGGCCUCGUACUAUGCUCAUUACGAAUUUACCAUUAUUAUGUGUUUCAGCGCGUAGUGUUAUUUAUUAUAUAUCAAUUUUACUAUUCGUUUGCUUUUAAAAUAUAUACAAUUUCGGGUACUCCUUUUGCAUUGACACUACGAUAUUGUACCUCGAAUUUAGUAAUAGCUAGAGAGACCAGCGUAGAUAUUCGAAGAAGCUUUUGUUCUGUCGAUAGAUAACAGGAAUAAAAAGCGAGAAACCAUGUCGCGACAAUGGUUUUCGUGCAAUCACCACGUGCUGAUUUUGCGCGUGUAUCGUAAUUUACAUGUAUUCGGCGUAGAGAGAACAAAAUGUGUAGGCAGGUAAUAUUGCGAGCAGCGAAACGAAAAUCGAAGUGUAAUGUUAUCAAAAUGUACAAGGGCUCCCAUUUUGACUGUAUUAUCUUUUGUAGGCCGAUGUAUAAUCAUUUCGAGACGAGUAAAAGUAUGCAAAAAAAAUUAUUCUUUACGUUUUAACGUUAACUAUUUUUUUUCUGCUCAACGCAACGAUUUUCACCGAAUAAGUCUUGUGUAUCACGUCUCUAAUUUGUAUAAAUUUUUAUCUCAGCAUAGCAGCUUUUUUUUUUAUAAUUAUAACAAUAUAAAUUAUAAUAAUCUGUAAGGCUAUUAUUGACUGCGUUUUGUUAAAAUAUUUUGUUUGCUUCUAACUUUGUUAAAGUUAGAAUACGCUUUAUUUUGAAACUAAUAAUUUAAGGAAAUGGACUGAUCGGAAGAUAAUAUAGUAAAAAACGGGAUGUACCGUAUACGUAUAAACGAAACACACAUACACACAAUAUAAAAUAUGUGUUGUUAUAUUAUAGAUUUAUAUGUAUGCGUGUUAUAGGAAUCGUUCUCGCGCUUUUCGCACAAUGAGGGGAAAGAGUGCAUUGGCCUGUACGUCGCGAUUUUGUGAUCGCCGAGCGAGAAUAUAAAUAUAUAAAGUAUUAACAGAGAUAUAUCGAGAGCUUCUUAGAUAAAGCUAGGGAACAAUAUGUACGGCUCUAUCUCGCUGUCUUUCUUUCUAUUUCAUUCUCUCCGCGAAGCCUCCGCGCGCGAAGAGGAGUAAUCGAGAUCUGAUACUGAAGCUCCGUAAAUGAUAUUCAAGCUCCGCCGUUAAUCGAAAAGAGAAAAAAAGUCCAGCACUCGUUUUCUCCCCGACCGUGUGGGAAAUCCAAAUGUGCGAAUUAGCGUGGAGCAAGGUAGAACGGAAUUCGUAGGCGCAAUUUGGAUAGAUCGUUCAUUAGACGCGUUUAUCGGCCCUAGAUGAGAACUCAGACUAGCGCGAAAUAAGCUCAGGUCACGAGAAGCUUCCUGAUGUUAUAGACACUUAACGAUGUUUAGACACUUAACUAUCGAAGAUUCGACGGCACGUUCGCCCCUCUGCCACGAGAUAAAUAAUUCUUCCCGUCGCGUUGUUCGUUGUUUUCUGUUUUUAUGUCGUAUGUACAUAUAGCCACGUAAGAGUGCCGAGGGUUCGGAGACCGAUCGGCAAUCUCGUUGAAUUUGGAGCUCGACCUCGUGGAGCGUUCGAGUCUUACAUUCGCUUGCGUUUUCUCUUUUCUCCUUACAAGUGAUAUCCACGGUACCGGAAAUCGAACUCCCCGGGAUCAUCACGGCGGUCUCCGAGACUCGGCAAAACCUGACCAGGGUCGGUGAUUAGGCAACCAGCGUAAUUUCUACUGAAAAUGAAAGCGUUUAGUUGUCACUCGGCCGUCUGUGAGGAAUGGUGCCGUCUUGCCGGCCGGUUUACUCGUAACACACAUCGCCGCUUAUUUUACAUGACAUGUACCGCAUAGAUAAGCAAUAGAAUCCACGCGAGAGGAGAGUAUAGUCGAGGACGUAGGCUCUCUCGCGUGGACAUCGUUUAGCCUCGUUCGUUCUUAGAGAUUACAUACGCGACUCGUAAGCCGUUUUACAUGUUUAGAGCUCGCGCUCGUAUCUCUCGAAAUGAUGCCACUUCUAAUUAUAGCGCGUUUAGGCUCACUGAAAAUCCUCGAUUAAACUCGUCGACGAGAGCGUUCGCAAUGCGGGUCACAUGGAUGUCGCCAUGAGGUACAAUCGGCAUCGGAAUGACGAGUUUUGCAUUAAAUGGAUAAACAUUUAUAAAACGAGAAUAAUGAUAAAUGUGUUUAUUAUAUUAAUUAUCUAAUAUUUCAAUAUUUUAUGUAUUAUUUAUUAUAUAAUAUUGGUAUCUUGGACACAUUCAACACAUUACAGUCACGCUUUCGUUUUCUGUAUACGCGAGAAUAGAUUAGUUACAAAUAGAAAGUUUCGACCGUUCUUAUAUCGAUUGUAUCAAUCGGAUGACUCCGAUGGGUUUAACUCCGCGUAUAUAGAGUUUGACAGAGUCGAAGAGCUUACGUUUCUCCAGCUUAGCACCGAGAAAAAAAAAAAAUAUUUCUUAAAGAACAAGGAUAAGCGCAAUUCAGAUAAUUUCAAUUGGACUCCGGUAAACCGAGCGUUUCAAAAGUCACUCGGUUCCAACAUCUGGAACAUACGAGUUCUUCGAUUCGUCUAAGGGUGUUACUCGCAAGUUGCUACUUACCUUACAUAUGACUAAUAAUCUACAGAUAUUCGCGUCCGUUAGAGUUUAAGAGUGAAACUUAUCGAUUAGAGUUCCUAACACUGUGCUAGAUAGUCGCGGACCCGGUGUUUUUCAACCGCGGUGACGUUGAAGCAACGAAUUAGCCGGGCGAUUACGCAUCUUAGCUUCACGCUCCCAACUUUACUAUAAUCUAGAAUCAACUUGGGGUGGGCCCGUUCGGGCUUAAUAUAGAUCAGCUUUAAUCUCGGCUUAUCCUACUGUCUUCUUACUGUCGUAGAAACGUAGAAAAAGAUAGUAAGUUAAACGAGAGAUCGAAGUCGAUCUAAAUUGAUUAUCUAGAAAUGAACACCGAGGCAGAGUUAAACCCAGUUGGAGCGAUCGCGUGGGCUUUCUUACGGCGUACGUCGGCGCCGGGGGAAGCGCGACACGAACAAGGGCGACAUCGAUCCUCCUCCCGCACGUGAAUUAAAUUUUAAAACUCAAGACAAUCGCGUCACUCCGCUUCUCAAGGCGUCGUGUGCGUUCAGGGUAAUAGGAGCAAAAUUAAAAGGGGGGGGGGGGGAAACAGGGAAAAGCGGGUUGAAUUGGCCUACGUCACGUCGACGAGAUCGAGCGGAGGUGCUCGGUUUGCGGACCAUUAAACAAAGGAUACUGUACAACGAUUACGCUACAAUAAUAUUUAAUGUACCUCUAGAUGGGAACGGGACAGAGCGAUGGGUCUCUCGAAUAUCAGUUCGCGUCUCCGCGUGUCUAAAGGCGUUCUAUAGAAUUUUAGUCACGUUCACGAAACGCAGACGAGAUCCCUCGCGCGUGGUCCCGGUAUAAAAAUACUUAGUAAUCGUUUCCCAUAUGUAUUUUAUUAUAGGACUCCGACGCAUUUUUGGUACGAAUUUAUCGGGAUGGUUUUGAUCCUAAAUCCCAUUUCCUUUCUCCUCGAAUACGUGCACCUUAGCCGCGAUCCGCGAGGAGGGGGGUUUUUCGGGCACCAAUUCGCGUGCGGCGCGAAAUCCCCCGGGAGGCGAUCGUCCUUCGUUCUACGAGAAAAAACUACGUUUAUAUUUUGUAUUUCGACGAAGGGACGUAAAGGACCCCUUUUUGUAAAACGGCUCGUCAAUCUCUUAUAACGACUCGCUCGAAAUCUCGCUCGUCGUCUUCGCUCAUUUCGCUUCCUCGCGUACGCAACGUAACAGAGAUGAUUUUUAGGCGCGACUAGGUAUACCCAAUAGAUCUUUAUCGUCGUCGUUCGCACUGGCUUUCUCGUGUUUCUCGCGUGAAAUUACAGGGAAUCUGCCGUAAUUCUGUAAUAAUCCGCCGCCGAGUUGCCACGAGCACGAGCGUGUUUUACUGCGAUUGUUAUUUUUAUAUUUAACCGUUAAGGAUUUUCUACAGCGAUUGAACGGUUAUACCUUCGCGACGAAUGGAAAAUUGAAUUUAAAAAAAGGGAAAAAAUACCAAAAAAAAAGGAAGGCGAAGCCGUGGAAAUUGGCCGACGUUUGUUUCUAUCAAUGUAGAUUAACUCCAAUUUUUUUAAAAUUUAUUUUUUAUCUUUCUCUAAUUCUUUCUCUCUCUCUCUAAGGGCUUAGAAUUAGAAUAAGAUAAAGAAAAAAUUAAAAAGCGAGAUUAAAGUUAAUCCAUAUUGCACACAGAAAAAUAUCAAUUCGACUGCGAAGAAAAGCGGUAACUUAAUUUUUCUUUUUUCUUUUUUAAUAAGCUACGAUUAUCUUUGACGAAGAAUAUCUUCACGAUAAUUUUCUUAAAAUACACUUGUGACAAAUUUAAUGAAAGGAAAGAAUUUGACGAAGUAUGUCAUAAAAUUUUAUUCACGAAAAAAAUUAUAAGUAAAUCGAAUUUUUGUUUUAACUCAAUAAUUUUACUAGGAUUCAAAAUAUAUUUUAUAAUUAAAUUUUAUGGCUAUAAUAAACUUACUGAGAUUUGUGAAUAUGUAAAAUAUUUGAAAUAACUAAUAUUUAUUUAAUUCAAGUAAUUUACAUUAUGAAAUAUUAAAAAAGUAUUCUUUGUAAAAGACAAUCUGUUUACUUAAAAGAAGAGAAAUCCUUUUUUUCAGCAUUAAACUGAUAUUUCUCUGCGGUAGGAAUGAAAUAACAUGGUAGACCCGCUGAUUCUUUUUUUUUACGCGUUACGGGCAUGCCUUAAGUGUGUCAACGUUAAUCGUGUCGACCGCGUGUUAGCAUCUUCGUGUUUUCGUCGUCAUCGUCGCCAUAACUGUUCACCUCUAUUCUCAACGCGACUCCAUCUUUCUAAUCCUCCAGCGACGGUUCUAUCAAUUCUUAAAUCAAUUCUCUCGUACACAUAUCGUAAAGAAGAAACACCGUGUUCUCAUCUCGAAGCUUAUACACUCGCAACGUCUGCGCGUUCCUCUCUCGCGUCUCGAAAAGACGUCGUCCCAGGAUCGCACGAUCGCUGAAUAUCACCUCCCUCCCUCGAGAAAUUCCGCAUCUCCUCCUGCCCUUUCCCUUCCCCCGCCGUUGGAAGCAAAUCUUUAAAACGGAAAUAUUUUCGUAACGCUUUAUUAGCUUCAUUCCGCACGUAUCGGCGUUACGGUGAAGCGCAAUAGAUUUUAAAUACGUAUACACGAUCGGCCGAUCUACCAAGAGCGAAUUCUCGAGGUUCUAUCCGCGAAACUUUAAUUAAUGCUUCUAGGCUGUGACUCGUAACCGAGAAAUCUAUCUCGCGCGUUAUUAUCGAAACAAAUGACAAUCCUUCCUCGAGCGAAAGUCGAAAAAAAAAAAAGAAAAA
This is a messenger RNA of Monomorium pharaonis (pharaoh ant), 12679 nucleotides long. RefSeq lists its product as uncharacterized. The coding region runs from base 944 to 3484 and encodes 846 amino acids. The transcript is spliced from 5 exons. Gene Ontology annotation, cellular component: cytoplasm; nucleus. Gene Ontology annotation, biological process: meiotic cell cycle; mRNA stabilization; male meiosis I. Lineage: Eukaryota; Metazoa; Arthropoda; Insecta; Hymenoptera; Formicidae. The record is from RefSeq and is a predicted model, not a curated record.